AUGAUCGACGUGGUGUUUGUGUGUCGAGGCGCCGGUGAACCAGUCGUGCUGAGUGGCCAGAUGUGGAUCACAGAGGGAGCCGUCUUCUCUGAAGAGCUGAAGAACUCCAGCAGUCUGCAGUUCAAAUCUUUGGCUUAUGAUGUCCAACAGCUGAUAUCAAAGGCGUUCAGUCACAGUGAUUUCAAGACGUGUCAGGUUUUAUACUUCAGCCAGGGCAGUGUGGUGGUGAACUUUGACCUUUGGUUCAAUCAACUGAUUGAUGUGAAGGAGGCGGAACAGCAGCUGGGGGCGGGGCUUCAGGAGGCCGCGGCUGGAGGAUUGGUGAUUGACAGAAACAGCAUUCAGAUCAAAGAGAAACUAGACGAGACAACAGCUGCUCCGACAAGCAUCUCACCUCCAACAGACCAGGAGAAGCUGAACUGUACCUUUGAGCAGGGCAUGUGUUUCUGGAGGCAACAGGACGUGGACGAUGAUGGCGACUGGAUUCGCACCCGCGGCUCCACGUUCCCUCCACUCAGCGGGCCGAAUGUCGACCACACGCUGAGUAACAGCUCAGGUUUCUACAUCGUCACUCCUCUGAGUCCUGGCCAAUGGCUGAAGAGCUUCAGGAUUCACAGCCUCCCUCUCUCCCCGCCCACUCAGCCCAUGUGUCUGAGCUUCUGGUACCACAUGUUCGGCGAGGAUGUCCACCAGCUCAGAGUCCUGCUGUCUGAACCGGCCGUUACCGUGGUGUUCCAAAGAGACAAGAAUUAUGGUGACAACUGGAACUACGGCCAGGUGACCCUCAACCUGACCACAGAGACCACGGUGGUGUUUGAAGGGCUGAAGAAAGGAGGGAUGAGGAACGACAUUGCUCUGGAUGACAUCACACUGACCUCUGAUCCCUGUGGCCCCGCCCCCCCAGAACCAACUAAUGUACCUCCUCCGACAACCACGCCCCCUAUACCAGUUGACUGUGGAGGACCCUUUGACCUCAGGGAGCCAAACUCCACCUUUAGCUCACCUAAUUACCCACAAUCCUAUGGGAACAAGGCUCAGUGUGUGUGGACUCUGCACACCGAUGAGGGUCGAAACAUCCAGCUCCACUUCCUUGACUUUGAUGUUGAAGCGACAUACGACAUCCUCGAGGUGCGAGAUGGGGCGGGGCCAAACUCCACCUUACUGGCUGUCCUCACUGGCAGCACUGGCCCCACCCACGACUUGUUUUCAACAGCCAAUCAGAUGACACUCUGGUUCUUUACGGACAGCUCAGGUCACGGCCGAGGAUUCAGAGCCAACUUCACCUCGGGGUUUAACCUGGGGUCACCAGCUGUGUGUCCAGCCGGUCAGUUCCAGUGUCAGACAGGAAGCUGUAUUCAUGGUAAUGGUCAAUGUGAUGGACAGGUCGACUGUCCAGACGCCUUCGAUGAAGCCAACUGUGUUGUGUUGCAGGUGAACAGUUCCAGUCGUCUUCAGUUUCAACUUGUUUCUUCACUGCUCACCGUGUGUGCUGACACCUGGAAUUCUCACCUGUCUGUCUUCACCUGCCAGUACCUGGGAUACAGGUCGGGGGUGACCACGUUGCUGCCGGCUCUGCCUCAAGAUUCACCGUUUACAACCAUCACAGUCACCAGCAACGGGACUCUGACAACCAGUAUCAGUAAAACCUGCAUCAGUGAGGAAGUGGUUUCUCUGACCUGUGACAACAAACCUUGUGGUGUCCGGCAGGUCACUAAUGAGACGAGGGAAAUGGACCAAUCAGCAAAGAGGAAACCUGCUGAAGGUGAGGGCCGGGUGGUCGGGGGUGUUGAUGCUGUGAAGGGGGCGUGGCCAUGGAUAGUGUCUCUGCAGUGGAGAGGGCGUCAUGUGUGUGGUGCUUCACUCAUCGGCAGAGAUUGGCUGCUGACGGCUGCACACUGUGUUUACGGGAAGAACGUGCACCUGCAAUACUGGUCGGCUGUCUUUGGUCUUCACUCUCAGAGUGACACGAACUCUUUGGACGUUCAGACCCGUCGAGUCGAUCUUGUCGUAAUCAACAGGAAAUACGACAGGCGGAGCAAGCAGGCCGACAUCGCCAUCAUGCGCCUACAGCAGCCAAUCAGCUUCACACAGUUCAUCCAGCCGCUGUGUUUACCUGCUGAAGGUCACGACGUCUCAGCAGGAACAAGAUGUCUGAUCGCUGGAUGGGGUCGAGACUCUGAGCAGGGAUCUCUCCCUGACAUUCUCCUGGAGGCAGAUGUUCCUCUGGUGGUCCAGGAUCAGUGUCAGCUUCAGUUACCUGAAUACACCAUUACCUCCAGCAUGCUGUGUGCCGGGUACCUGGAGGGGGGCGUCGACUCCUGUCAGGGUGACUCUGGGGGUCCAUUAAUUUGUCUGGACGAUGGACACUGGACUCUUAUUGGUGUGACAUCUUUUGGGGUUGGCUGUGGUCGUCCUCAGAGACCUGGAGUCUACGCCCGAGUCUCUGCCUUCAGCUCCUGGAUUGCCCAAACCAGACGCUCCUCUUCCUCCUCCUCUUCCAACUCCACUUUCUCCUCCUCCUCUUCCAACUCCUCCUGCUAAUCGUCCUCCUCUUCCUCCUCCUCUUCUUCCUGCUAGUUUUCCAGUGUAAAGCUUAUUAAAAAUAACCGCAUAUUUUAAUCACUUUUUUAAUCAUCAAACUGUAAACAACUCAUCUUAUUUGACGAGAGAAUAUUCUACACGAUAUACCAUAUAAUGUAUAGAUACACCCAGAGUGAAGACAUAUGCAUACUUUUCUAAGUCAAUUGAGGAAUAUUAUUAUAUUAUGUAAUUAGUUCUAUUAAAUUUAAGCAGAAUAUCAAGUUUGUGUAGGCCUUUUUUUUCUACAGCAUACUUUAAUCUCUUGAAAUCUCUUUUUUUUUCUAACCUAUGUCAUGUAUUUGCACAUUAUUC
Molecule: messenger RNA, 2892 nt
Organism: Cyclopterus lumpus (lumpfish)
Lineage: Eukaryota; Metazoa; Chordata; Actinopteri; Perciformes; Cyclopteridae
Gene: tmprss15
Product: transmembrane serine protease 15
Exons: 22
Coding region: 1-2541 (846 amino acids)
Biological process (GO): proteolysis
Cellular component (GO): membrane
Molecular function (GO): serine-type endopeptidase activity; protein binding
Source: RefSeq, a predicted model, not a curated record